AUGGCCGAAGAGGAGGUGGCAGGCAUGUCCGAGAUGGACACAGACAUGCCUGCCCCUGAGGCUGUGUAUGCUGAGCCAGAACAGGAGGUGCAGCUCACACAGCCUGGGAAGGGGAACUCAGAUUCGCUGUCUGAGGGUGGGCCUGACUCACCACCACACAUUGAACAAACUGCUGCCCCCCACCAACCAUACAGGAGCUUCUGUUGGCCAUACAAGAGCAAGGCCAAAGAAGAGAUGAAUUCCAAAACAGAUGUUCCUGGAGCUCACCUCAACUAUCAGGCCACGCAUGCGUUGUUAGGACAUGGAUAUGGCAACUCAUUGAAGAUAGCUGGAGUAAAAGGUGGGAGUCAGUGCAGUGCAGUGAUCCUGUACCCAGAAUAUGGGCAAGCUACAAGAAUCAGAGUAGCUGUAGGAAGGAGACAAGGACAUGGAGUACUGAUCCCCAAAUCCCGGUGCAAUGACAUAUGUCUUCCUGGGUACAGAAAAGCUUUUAAUGGAGGAUUUCAUGUCUGCUGCUAUGACUGUGUCCCAUGUUCUGAGGGAGAAUUUUGUAAUACAACAGAUUGUGAGAUCUGCUAUAGAUGUCCUGAUGAAGAGUGGCCGGAUGAGAGAAGAGUGAGAUGUGUACCCAAAAUAUAUGACUUUCUGUCCUAUGAAAAGGACAUUGUGGUGCAAAUAUCUGCAGUAACAGCUUCAUCAUUCUCUGCCAUAACAUUAUUUAUAUUAGGGAACUUUAUUUAUUACUGGGACACCCCAAUUGUGAAAGCCAAUAACCGGGCUGUAAGCUUCAUUCUCCUGAUCUCCAUCUUGCUGAGCUUCCUCUGUGUGUUCUUGUUCCUCGGACGACCGGUGGAUAUAACCUGCAGACUCCGACAGAUGUCUUUUGGGAUCUUCUUCUCCACAGCUGUCUCUUCUGUAUUAGCCAAGACUGUCACUGUCUUUAUUGCUUUCAAAGCCACCAAACCCGGCAGUACCUGGAGGAAGUGGGUAACACUCAAAGUAUCUAAUUAUGUGGUCAUUGUGUGCUCCUCUGUCCAAACUCUGAUCUGUGGUAUAUGGCUGACUGUUUAUUCUCCCUACCAAGAGUAUGACCAUCACUCCUAUAAGGGAAUGAUCAUCGUUCAGUGUAAUGAGGGGUCAGUGAUUGGGUUAUACUCUAUGUUGAGUUACAUAGGGAUCCUGGCAUCUGUGAACUUUGUUCUGGCUUUCAUGGUGAGGACAUUACCGGACAGCUUCAAUGAGGCCAAGUUCAUCACCUUCAGCAUGCUGGUGCUCUGCAGUGUCUGGAUUGCAAUGAUCCCGGCCUAUCUGAGCACCAAAGGGAAAUACAUGGUGGCUGUGGAGAUAUUUGCCAUACUGACCUCAUGUGCCGGUGUUCUGGGCUGUAUAUUUUUCCCAAAGCUGUAUAUUCUGCUUAUAAAACCUGAAUUUAACUCUAGAAAAACAAUACUGGGGAAAAACACUUUAUAA
This is a messenger RNA of Pseudophryne corroboree (corroboree frog), 1470 nucleotides long. RefSeq names its product vomeronasal type-2 receptor 26-like. NCBI's taxonomy places the organism in Eukaryota, Metazoa, Chordata, Amphibia, Anura, Myobatrachidae. The record is from RefSeq and is a predicted model, not a curated record. Gene Ontology annotation, biological process: G protein-coupled receptor signaling pathway. Gene Ontology annotation, molecular function: G protein-coupled receptor activity. The transcript is spliced from 5 exons. Bases 1 to 1470 code for a protein of 489 amino acids. Gene Ontology annotation, cellular component: plasma membrane.